AUGAAUUAUAAUUAUAAAUAUCUCAUACAAUCGCCCAAAAAGCAAAAUCAACCCAAGAUCAGUCUUAAAUAUAGUACAGCAAUAAAUUUAGAUCAUAUUCCAAAAUUUAAAUAAAGAUCCCCAAGAAAUUUAGCAAGAUAAAUAACAAAUAUUAGUCCAACAAUUCCAUUUAAUAGCUCUAAAAACAAAAAAACUGUUGAAACCAAAAGCCGAUCCCCAUCAUUAGAAUCGAAUUGGUUUAACAUUAAAAAAAUAAAAAAGAAAAUUGAUCCUUUUGAAAAUCUAAAUUAUGGACACCCUAAAAUAUUUCAGAAAUUAUCUCCAGAUUAAAUGAUUCCAACAUAAUUGUCUACACCAGUUACAGCUAAAGUUCAAAAAAGAAUAGUAAUUAAAAAGAAAACUGAGCCUGCUCGUAUAGCUAGAUCAAAUACUCAAUACUCAAUAAGCAGAUAAGAAAUAAAAAAUAACACAUCUUCAUCAAGAAUAAUUUAGAAAAGAGAAAAUAAAAAAGAACCAUCAGGAGAAUUGAAGGGAUGGCAAGGUUGGUAUGUCUAACAUUUUGAUGAUUUUAUAUGA
This is a messenger RNA of Paramecium sonneborni, 576 nucleotides long. Lineage: Eukaryota; Ciliophora; Oligohymenophorea; Peniculida; Parameciidae. The record is from the annotation of a GenBank genome assembly.